AUGGCCCCUUCCGCCACUUCUCCUGUCCCUACCCUCGAAGCCGAGGACCAUGCCCGUGAUGCUGCCUUUAACAAAGCUCUUCACGGCAAGUCCGCCGGUGCACGAGGAGGCUUGAUGGCUCUGAGGGCCAAAGAUGACAAGGCGCAAAAAGUUGCAGUUGACGAAUACUUCAAACACUGGGACAACAAGGCCGCCGCCACUGAGACCGAGGAGGAUCGCCAGGCACGACGAGCUGAAUAUGCUACUUUGACUCGACACUACUACAACCUGGCCACCGACCUCUACGAAUAUGGCUGGGGCACUUCCUUUCACUUCUGUCGCUUCGCCAUCGGUGAAUCUUUCCACAAGGCGAUUGCCCGUCAUGAACAUUACUUGGCCUACAAGAUGAACAUGCAAGAGAACUCUCGGGUGCUAGAUGUUGGUUGUGGUGUCGGCGGGCCCGCCAGGGAAAUGAUCCGGUUCACUGGCGCCCAUGUCACAGGGUUGAACAACAAUGACUACCAAAUCGAGCGGUCAAUUCAUUAUGCUGAGAAGGAGGGUCUUGCCGACAAGUGGAGCGUGGUCAAGGGCGAUUUCAUGCAAAUGUCUUUCCCCGAGAACAGUUUCGAUGCUGCCUACGCCAUUGAGGCCACUGUCCACGCCCCCAGUCUGCAAGGUGUUUAUGAGCAGAUUUUCCGCGUCUUGAAGCCUGGAGGUGUCUUUGGCGUCUACGAGUGGCUGAUGACCGACAAGUACGACAAUGACAAUCCACGUCAUCGUGAGAUCCGUCUAGGAAUCGAACAAGGGGAUGGAAUCUCCAACAUGGUCAAGGUUUCCGAGGGUUUGGCCGCUAUCAAGGCAGCUGGCUUCGAGCUGGAGUACCACGAGGAUCUCGCAGACCGGCCAGACCCUAUUCCGUGGUAUUACCCUCUUGCAGGAGAUUUCCGUUACCUGGGCAGCGUCGGCGACCUCUUCACCAUCAGCCGAAUGACCUGGUGGGGACGAGGACUGGUCCACAAAUUCCUUGGCUUGGGAGAGAAGCUGAAGGUGGUCCCUCAAGGCACUCAGAAGACCGCCAACAGUUUGGCAUACGCAGCAGACUGCUUGGUUGCUGGUGGAAAGGAGAAGCUGUUCACUCCGAUGUAUUUGAUUGUCGCACGCAAGCCCGCCACGUCUUGA
This is a messenger RNA of Exophiala dermatitidis NIH/UT8656, 1158 nucleotides long. Its product is annotated as sterol 24-C-methyltransferase. Gene Ontology annotation, molecular function: sterol 24-C-methyltransferase activity. The coding region runs from base 1 to 1158 and encodes 385 amino acids. Lineage: Eukaryota; Fungi; Ascomycota; Eurotiomycetes; Chaetothyriales; Herpotrichiellaceae. Gene Ontology annotation, cellular component: endoplasmic reticulum. Gene Ontology annotation, biological process: ergosterol biosynthetic process. The transcript is spliced from 2 exons. The record is from RefSeq and is a predicted model, not a curated record.